Cotesia congregata is the source of this 1812-nucleotide messenger RNA. NCBI's taxonomy places the organism in Eukaryota, Metazoa, Arthropoda, Insecta, Hymenoptera, Braconidae. The record is from the annotation of a GenBank genome assembly.
AUGGAAAUAAUUGAAGAGAUGAAUGACAUAAAUAAAUUUGUUGUUUUGGAUUCAUUGUCAUCAGAUGUACCGGGUUCCUCUGAAGAUAAAAAACCAAUCAGGAAAUUGUACAUUUCUAAUUUCAAGGGAAAAAUUAACAGGAAAGUCCUACAAGACACGUUUUCCGUGUAUGGACAAGUAAUCGAAUGCCGUGGUCCAUUUGUCAAUGUCAAUAGAUAUCAAUUUGCUUUUAUUACUUUUCUUAAUCCAGAACACGCUUUAAAAGCUAUCGAUGCUGGACGUAAAAAAAAAGUUUUAUUCAAUGGUAAACCAUUGCGCAUAGUGCCUUCAUUUCCCCAAACACAACCUAGUGAAAAUGAUGUUGAAAAAAUGUUAUCGAAAAAACCCAAAACAAGUGAAAAAGUACAGAAGAAAAUUCCGAAACAGAAGAGGAAUCAAGUAGAUCAAAUAGUAGAGGGCAUCGACUAUAUAAAUCAGAUUGAUGAUGAUUGUUUGAUAAAUAUUUUUCUAUAUCUACCAAUUACUGAUCGUAUGAGAAUCGAACGAGUUUGCAAACGCUGGCAAGCCGUUAGUAUGCGUUCUUGGCAUGAUAUUAGAACGUUAGACUUGACAGGACAAUUAAUACAUUUGCCCAAAAAGAUUAAAAAGAUUAAAAACCGAGCUUUUGAGAAAAUCAUUGAAAGAUGUGGCCGUUUUUUGACAACAUUAAAUUUCUCUACAGUUAAUUUAGGAUGUAAUUCUGAAGUAUUACCAAUAAUUGGAGAACAUUGUAGAAAUAUCACCCGACUAACUCUACAAUUACGCAAAUACCCCAUUAAAGACCUAUCCAAAUUAUUGGCACAAGUUGAAAAACUUCGGUAUCUAGAAAUAAAAGAUAUUAAAAAACAUUUUAAAAGUGAAGUUUUGGUAUUUUUGCCUCAUGAUUCGAUUGAGGAAAUACAUUUAUCGACGCAACAGUCUUACAAUUCCUUUGAUCCUAGUUUGAGAUCCUUGGGAAACCCCAAAACUGCAGUAUUCCGUAAAUUACAAAAUUUGCGUUCAUUGACGCUGAAUGGAUUUUUCCUUAAACAUGAUAACUUGAAACUUGUCUCUGAAAAACCUCAUUUAACUCACUUGUCACUAGCAAAUUGCAGCAUAAAAAAAAUAAAUAAACUGACGACCUCAAGCAGUUUACAACAUUUGAAUCUUACUAAAGUUUUAGAAGUAUCCAAUUCUUUACUCACUUCCCUUGCAUCAAAGUGUAAAGAGUUAAAGUAUUUGAAUAUAAGUAGUUGUUCAUCAGUGUCAGUUUCCGGAAUUGCAGCAUUAGCAUCAUUGCCCAGUUUAGAAGUAUUAAUAUUAGAUGAUAUUUAUGAAGUAGCAGACUCAACACUGAGUAGAUUUGUAACUUUACACGAGUUACAUUGCCAAAACUGUGAAAAAGUUCAUGAUACAGGAAUUAUUGCACUGAUUGAAACUGCACCUAAUUUAAGAUUCUUGAAUGUAUUUAAUACAAGUGUAACAUCAGACGUCCUAGAUACUGCUGGUGCUAUUACAAAAAUACGUACCAAUAAUUUAAAGCUACAUGUUAUAGUCAGUUCACUUGUUUUGGAUGAAUGGGAGGGAGUUCCUGAACCUUCACCGCUUCUUGAAGUCGAAGCCAAAGAUGUUACCGUAUCAGACGUAUCUGAUGAAUUUUUGUCUUAUGAUGGUGAUGAAGUAGAUCCUGAUGAUUUCUGGGAUCUUGGUGUCGAUGAUUUUGAUGAUUACGAUGAUUUAUAUGGUAUGGAUGAAUUUGACUACAACGGGGGCAAUCCAUUCUUUAUAUUUUGA